This is a messenger RNA of Drosophila rhopaloa, 541 nucleotides long. RefSeq lists its product as uncharacterized. Lineage: Eukaryota; Metazoa; Arthropoda; Insecta; Diptera; Drosophilidae. The transcript has a single exon. Gene Ontology annotation, biological process: proteasome assembly. Bases 71 to 496 code for a protein of 141 amino acids. The record is from RefSeq and is a predicted model, not a curated record.
UUAAAUUUACACACUGCGGUCACACUUCUUGCUGUCUCAUUGUAUACAAUUUCGAAUUUCACCCAAAAAAAUGACCCCGGCACUAGAUAUACCCCGUGAAAUCGGAUUCAACCAGCAAUUCUCAGUAAAUGUAAACGGUGUACCCACGGAGAUAGUGUUCCAUGGAUUCGCCAACAAGUGGUUCCUAGUGGUAACCCAACUGGGCAAGAUUCCUGGCAUUUACAAUGUGCACUUCGAUGUCAAAAAAGAUGAACGAGUGAUUCCCUAUCUCCAUGGACCCGUGGAUAAUCCGGAAUUUCACGUGUCGGUGCCCAUAACGAUGAACUGUUGCCUGGGCUUGGAUACAGAUGAGACUCGCAGCGCCAUCCAAUUCUUAGUCAACAGAACCGGACUCCACAAGUGCCCCUCGGAAUUUGUGGUGGGACUGGGUCUCAAACAGAUCGACGGACCCAAUCUGAGAGCCCUGGCCAAGGUGCUUGAGGAGAUGAUCUUCUAGUUUACAUUCUUAUCAAUUAAUAAACACUUGCUAUAUGACAAUGUU